Molecule: messenger RNA, 2303 nt
Organism: Belonocnema kinseyi
Lineage: Eukaryota; Metazoa; Arthropoda; Insecta; Hymenoptera; Cynipidae
Product: zinc finger protein 429-like
Exons: 7
Coding region: 1-1662 (553 amino acids)
Biological process (GO): regulation of DNA-templated transcription
Molecular function (GO): DNA-binding transcription factor activity, RNA polymerase II-specific; RNA polymerase II cis-regulatory region sequence-specific DNA binding
Source: RefSeq, a predicted model, not a curated record
AUGGUGUUUCUAAUUACAGAGACAAGUCAUCCUUAUAACCUUUUGAAGUCUACUAAGAUGCAGACUUUGGAGGCUCAAAAACGGCCAAGUGCUUCAACUAACACCAAGAAUUUUAAGAGUUUUUCGAAGAAAUCAGCAGAAAGGCCAGAUGGUGGAGCACAUUCUACUCUUCACUCUAGUCACUUUCUAGAAUUUGAAACUGUGUUUGUCAAACCCGAAAGUGAAAAGCACAGUCUCAUUUGUGAAGGAAAUCCAUUGGACGCAAAGUCUAUGGUUACUAAAAUUUCCUCUGACAAUUCUCAUGGCAAGAUUUCAACUUGCAUGAUUGAAUAUGAGCAUGACGCAACUUUGGAAAUAAAGGAUGAAAUCAUUCAAGGUCAAGAGACAGUUGCAAGCCAGAAAUGUAAUGAAAAGUAUUACAUAAAUUUGCAUUCGGCACAUAUGAGUGAAGCUAAUAGUUAUGGUGCUAAGAAAAAGGUAGCGACCCAUCAGGCGAGUGAUUCAACUAACGCCAAGCGUUUCCAGAGUUAUUCGGACUCUGGUCACUUUAUGAAAUUUGAAACUGUAUUUGUCAAUCACGAAAGGGCUGAGACAAGUAUCAUUUGUGAAGGAAAUCCAUUGGACAUAAAGUAUAUCUCUACUGAAAUUUCGUCUCAUAAAUCUGAUGCCAAGAUUUCAACUUGCAUGAUUGAGUAUGAACAUGACACAACUUUGGAAAUAAAGGAAGAAAUCAUUCAUGGUCAAGAGACAGUUGCAGGCCAGAAAUGUGAUGAAAGAAAUGACAUAAAUUUGCAUUCCCCACAUAUGAGUGAAGCUGAUAUUUAUGUUGCUCAGAAAAAUUUGCCGACCCAUCAGCCGAGUGCUUUAACUAACACAAAGCGUUUCCAGAGUUAUUCGAAGAUAUCAACAGAAAAACCAGAUUGUUUAGUUCAUUCUGCUCUUCACCCUGGUCACUUUAUGGAAUUUGAAACUGUGUUUGUCAAACAAGAAAGGGAAGAUAGUCUUAUUUGUGAAGGAAAUCCCUUGGACGAAACGCCUAUGGCUACUCAAAUUUCGACUGACAAUUCUAAAGGCAAAAUUUCAACUUGUAUGAUUGAAUAUGAGCAUGGCACAACUAUGAAAAUAAAGAAAAUAAUCACCCAAGGUCAAGAGACAGCUACAGGCCAGAAAUGUGGUGAAAAAUAUGGGACAAAAUUACAUACCGCGCAUAUGAGGGAUGCUGAUACUUGUGGUGUUAAGAAAAAGUUUCCGACCCUUAAGAAGCAAAAAGUUCAGGAAUCGAAAUUUGAAAUGAAUCGCACAUGCGAAAAGUGUGCACGAAGCUAUAUAAAUAAAUGGGCUUUGAAUCGUCAUCAAAAAUUCGAAUGCGGUGUCAUACCACAGUUCGGAUGUGAAUUCUGUGACAAACGGUUUAAGCGAAAUGUGCACCUUCAACAGCAUAUAGUUCGCAUGCAUCAUAAAACUGAAAUAAAGGCAUCGCAAAAAAAGUAUAACUGUAACAAAUGUUCUCGAAGUUACAGUUCAGCAAAUGGCUUGAAUUCCCAUAUACGUUUAGAGCAUUCAGCAGUCAAACCAGAAUUUACUUGCGAUUAUUGUUUGCAUAAAUCAAAAACAAAAUGUCACUUGUCAAGACAUAUUUCUUCAAAACACCUCAAUAAGUAAUAAUUAUUACGAAUAGUACCGGCUAGAAUUAUCUGUCCACUUUAAAAAAAUCAGAUUAAAUACAUGGCUCACUUUUUUCGUGGUUAUUUCGAUUUGCAAUUAAGUCAUAGAGAUUUAAAAAAAACGUGUAGAAAGUUUAAUAAAUUUCCAGUCGACGCAUUUUUCGCUUCAGAGCAAUUUUCGAUUCUCAUCUUCCACUUUGAGUCUGCUUUCAGAAUGUGAAUCAAAAAAUUGAAUCUUCGAUAAAUUAAUUUUUAAAAACUCCUUUAUCAAAAAAGAUUAAGAAAGAAACAAAAUAUUUAAUGGUACUUGAAUUAUCAUGGAAAAUGUGGAAGCGUAUCCAUAACGAAAUUUGUUUCAUCGAAGCAACAAUAAACGAAAGAUGGCGGUCACCACGCGACCGACCGACUUUCUUCUGGGCUACAUUUCCUAAUUUUUCAUAAUAAUUGGAGUACCAAUAAACAUUUUAUCAUGUUAUUGAUCUCAUUUUAAAGAGGAGAUUUUAUGCUUUAAAAUGUUUGUCUCGGCCUCUAUUUAUCUAAAAUAAUUCAAGUAGGGCUCAAUUGAGUCGAGAUUUAAUAAGCUUUGAAAGUGAUUUUUGGUAAUCUCUCUAACUUAAUAUAUUGGCGAGAUAGCACGAA